GACACAGUACCGUAACGCUAGUCGACUGCUACGCGUUCCUAACCACUACUCCUCGUUCUAGUUAAUCAUGCUGCGUACUCUUUGCCCUCGCCGCGCCCUUCUGUCGUCUUUGAACACCCCUAGACUCUACUCGACAGCUCCCGUAAAACCCUCCGUCCAACUCAUCGGUCAGCUUCGCAAGCGCACAGAAGUAUCAAUAUCCAAAGCUCGUGAGGCACUCACUGCGACCAACAACGACGUCGACGCCGCGUUUGACUGGCUCGAGAAAGACCUUGCCGCGUCAGGUGCAAAGAAGGCUGCCAAAGUCGCGGACCGCGAUGCGCGCGAAGGUUUCGUUACCAUCAGCGUGCUUUCCGGAGGAGCACAUGCUCCACAAAGCAACGGAGGAGGGCCGGGUACUGGCGGGUUACGUGCAGCACUUGUAGAGCUCAACUGCGAGACCGACUUUGUGGCGAGGAACGCGCUCUUCACGCAGCUGGCCGCGGACAUUGCCCACACGGCCGCGUUCCUCGCUGAGCCAUCGGACAGCGCGUCAUUGAUUCAAUCAUAUAACCUGGACAUGCUCAAAGAUGCGCCACUGUUAUCUGCCUCAGACCCGAACUCGGGCGCAAACACAUCGGUCGGAAGCGCUAUCCAGGAGUUGAUUGCCAAGGUCGGAGAGAAGGUCGCGCUUGCACGCGCCGCCACAGUGGCCCAGCCACAGCCACCCUCGACAGCUGCUGUCGGACUUCGACUUGGAGCGUACACGCAUGGAGGAGCAGGUGGUGGACUGCAGGGACGUGUGGGAGGACUGGCGAUCCUUGGGUACAGGAAUGCACUCCUUUCGGCACCCCAAGCUGAGCGAGAGAAGCUCGAACGCGCACUUGCGCGCCAAAUUGUCGGUAUGGGACCCCAAACGAUCAGGAAAGAAGAGGGAGUAGAAGGGGGAAUGGCGCUGUACGAGCAACCGUUCUCGAUGAUGGGCGAGGACGCGACCGUGCGACAAGUGCUGGACAACUGGGCUCAAACACACGGCGUCUCUGGGGGUGAUAGUGGUGUGGAGGUGAUCGAGUUCCUGAGAUGGACUGUCGGCGAGUCAGAGUAGACUCAUCAGGUGUAGAGUAGAUCUAGA
Messenger RNA from Coniophora puteana RWD-64-598 SS2, 1111 nucleotides. RefSeq lists its product as uncharacterized. The coding region runs from base 68 to 1084 and encodes 338 amino acids. Gene Ontology annotation, molecular function: translation elongation factor activity; protein binding. Gene Ontology annotation, biological process: mitochondrial translational elongation. The record is from RefSeq and is a predicted model, not a curated record. Gene Ontology annotation, cellular component: mitochondrial matrix. NCBI's taxonomy places the organism in Eukaryota, Fungi, Basidiomycota, Agaricomycetes, Boletales, Coniophoraceae. The transcript has a single exon.